Messenger RNA from Lingula anatina, 1490 nucleotides. Its product is annotated as JNK1/MAPK8-associated membrane protein. Gene Ontology annotation, biological process: response to unfolded protein; ERAD pathway. Gene Ontology annotation, molecular function: ubiquitin protein ligase binding. Gene Ontology annotation, cellular component: membrane. The record is from RefSeq and is a predicted model, not a curated record. Lineage: Eukaryota; Metazoa; Brachiopoda; Lingulata; Lingulida; Lingulidae.
ACAUCAAUGAUGCCGAGGAUGCUGUGGGGAGUUUGUUUUCGUCUAGCAUUGGUUUCAAUUAUAUCACAGACGUGUGUAAGCACUGAAGCAGAUGUAAUCCCAGCUCCAUGUCGAGGGCUUUACUGUGGAAGAGUGCGACAUGAAGAUGGGUCAUUUGGUGACUGUGGAGCAUGCCCUCAUGGCCAGAGACCCAACAACUCAGUGUGUUCACCUUGUGAGAACACUCCACCUUUGUAUGACUGGUUGUAUCUAGGCUUCAUGGCCAUAGCCCCCUUAGUCUUGCAUUGGUUCUUCAUAGACUUCACUAAUGCUAGGAAAGUACAUGGUCUCUUGGUGUUGCACAUCUCAGCCUUUUCGGAAUCCCUUUUAGCUGCUGUCAUGACUCUGUUGGUCUCUCAGCCUCGAGGCAGGCUCAGUAUCUCGUCAUGCCAUGUAGAGAGACUCAGUGACUGGUACACUAUGCUGGAAAACCCAAAGAUUGACUACACCACUACUAUCCACUGUACACAAGAAGCAGUGUACCCAUUGUACACCAUAGUGAUGAUAUACUACGCCUUCUGUUUGGUCUUCAUGAUGCUUUUUAGGCCUGUGAUCUCAGCAAAACUUGUUGGAGGAAAAGGAACAAAGUCCAUAUAUGCAGCUUUAUAUUUCAUUCCUUCAUUGGUCGUUAUACAGGCAGUGUUAGGUGGCUUAAUGUAUUAUUCAUUUCCAUACAUAUUGGUAGUUGUGUCCCUAAUAACUCUGGCCCUGCAUCUAGCAUCAUUUGAAGAUCAGGAUAUCAAAUCCUUGGUCAAAUCCAAUUUCACAGUUCCUCGUAACCUGGCAGUGCUGGUAGGACAUUGGUUGUUACACACAUACGGAAUAGUAUCCAUCACAGAAAUGAGAGAGCCAUGGUUACAUGGCCCACUUCUGGCCUUGGUGCCAUUGCCAACACUGUAUUACUUACUGACUGCUAAGUUUACAGACCCAGAUAAUUUAAAUGUGGUUGAUGGCUGACUGUCAGUAAUAGAAAGGAGGUAAAUAUUCGUUUUCUCUCUGGCACCUGCUGGCAGGGCUUGCAAUUAACAUGAAGCUGUUCCCCUGAGAGGUGACUGGAAUACAGAAGAGAGACAGAACUGUUAAGUUUCCAGCAGAACUAGUGUUAAAUGAGGGGCAGCAGAUUAAUAUUUUUGUGCUGCAUUAGUCUUCAUUCUUGAAAAGCUGCAAGAACAAGAAGGGAUAUUUUUGUGUUUUUAUUGAAAUGGGGAAACACUGAGAUUUAAACCAACAGAGCAUGAAUUUAAUUGUUAAAUAGAGGAUCAGAGAGGUGAUACCGCCUUAGGGUAAUGUACCACCAGCUGGAAUAAGUGCAUUCAUAUGGAAAACAACAAAAAAAGGGUCACAACUGUGCUUGUAAAGUAUGAAGUGCCCCCCUCCAAGUUACAUGCACACCACCCAAAAUGAAAUGACAGAUUAAGCCCUUAGACCAGAAGUCACUCCCAUGCUUUCAG